CGUGGUAUUCUUAUUGCCUUCAUCGUAAUUCAUGCCGUCACCUGCCCUAUGACUAUUUUGUUGAAUCUGUUGGUGAUGAUCGCUGUGAAGACUAAAGUCCGUCUCCAGAGCAUGUCUAACAUUGCAUUAGCCUGCCUAGCCUCGACUGACUUGAUGGUCGGAUUAGUGGGCCAGCCUCUCCUUAUUGCUAUGAUGGUCAACCUCUUAAAGACCACAGCCAAAGCAUGCUCUCUACAAACUGCCGUCAAAUUUUUCGCUCACUUUUUCAUGUUCGCUUCCUUUAUUCAUCUGUUCCUGAUAACUAUGGAUCGGUGCAUUGCUAUCACGCGUCCCUAUGUCUACAUUCAAGCCGUUACCAAGGCCCGUGUACUGACUGGCACGGCUCUUGCAUGGACACUGACUGUAAUCAUUCACAUCGUAUUCUUCCUCGACCAUGGAUUGUUUGAAGUUAUUAACAGUGUGCUCGUAUCUGCAUUUAUUGCGAUCAUCCUUCUUUGUAAUGCGAUAAUCUAUCGAGAGGCUCGCCGACAUGAAAAACAAAUAUCCUCUCAGCAAGUCGAUUCUGCGACAAGAGAAAACUUUUUAUCUCAAAAGCGAGCCUUUUAAAUUAACACUGACGAUCAUUGCAUUUGUAAUAAUAAGUUUCAUGCCUAUGGUUAUUUUUAGGAUUAGUAUAGAGUGCCUGAAAGACAUCGUAACCUUAGGAACAUUAUGGGCCAUACGUGCGGCUGCAAGUAGCUUAGCGGUGUUGAACUCUUUUGUUAAUCCUUUGAUUUAUUAUUUAAGGUUAAGACAGUUUCGAGUCGCAUUGAUCGAAUUACUGAUGAGGAAAAAUCGCAAUGAAGCUGAAGAAUUUGAGAAGAAGAUAUUUGGA
Porites lobata is the source of this 874-nucleotide messenger RNA. Lineage: Eukaryota; Metazoa; Cnidaria; Anthozoa; Scleractinia; Poritidae. The record is from the annotation of a GenBank genome assembly.